This is a messenger RNA of Styela clava, 2233 nucleotides long. RefSeq lists its product as uncharacterized. Gene Ontology annotation, molecular function: calcium ion binding. NCBI's taxonomy places the organism in Eukaryota, Metazoa, Chordata, Ascidiacea, Stolidobranchia, Styelidae. The record is from RefSeq and is a predicted model, not a curated record.
GUAUCUAUUGUCGAAGACUCUUUCGGUACAUUUAAAUGUAACACGAUGGAAAAAAAUUUGAAACUAUUUUUAGUAUUAUUACUGAUGUUUCUGACUUCCUUUCACCCAACGGUACAAGCACAAGAAAACUGUGCUGACUGUCAAUAUUAUGUAUUGGCAAUAGAUACAUCAGGUUCAUUCCAACGUGGAUUUUCAACUCCGGAGAUAGCCGAAACAAAGCGUGCACAAUUUACGAGUUUGGGUUUUUUAACUCCAAAAGGGAUUGAUGCAUGCAACACGUAUCGUGAUAUUGCCUGUGGUGAAAAUUCCGUUUGUACAGCGGACCCUGACUCAGAUUAUUAUUUAUGUAAUUGUAUUGCUGGAGAUCUCAAUGAAACCAGGACAGAAACAAAAUAUACUUGCACCGACAUUGAUGAAUGUAAACUUGAAACUGACAACUGUGAUUCAACAUCGGUCUGUGAGAAUACACCAGGAUCCUUUCAAUGCAAUUGCCUUACUACCGGAUACGCGUGGAACGGACUAACUUGUGAAGACUUUGACGAAUGCACUACAGAAGGAAUUUGUACGAUGGAGAAUUCUUUCUGCGAAAACACCGACGGUUCAUAUAUUUGCAGCUGUAAAGAAGGAUAUCAACUAGAUUCGGACCUGUCUGUGCCACGUUGUUUAGAUAUCGAUGAAUGUUCGAUUGGAAGUGAUGGCUGUGACAAGCGUGUUAUCAGUGGGUUUAUCGUUGGUUUUUGUUCGAAUAAUCCAGGCAGUUAUAUUUGCGUCUGCAAUGAUGGAUUCGCGAGCAAUGGAGACACAUGCGAAGAUAUUGAUGAAUGUGAGGAUCCAAAUGUAUGCGCAGUUAACGAAGUAUGUACCAACACGUUUAUGUCAUAUACAUGCACAUGUAAAGCUGGAUACGAAUUGGAGGGAACAAACUGCGCAGAUGUUGACGAAUGCACCAUGGGUACUCAUGAUUGCGCGAUGGAUAAUGCUGGAUGUAUCAAUAUUGAAGGCGGCUUUGAAUGUUCCUGCUUGGACGGCUAUACCGGUGAUGGUAAAACAUCGUGUACAGACAUUGAUGAAUGUGCAGCAGCCGGAAUAUGUGCGAACGGAGAAUGUAACAAUCUCGACGGAACAUACGAAUGCACUUGUAGCACUGGAUUCUCAAGCGAAGGAAAACUAUGCGUAGACAUUGAUGAAUGUACAUUGGAACAUGGCAAUUGUCAUUUAAAUGCGGAGUGUGAGAAUACAGAAGGAAGCUUUACAUGUGCUUGUAAAGAUGGGUUUCAAGGAGAUGGAAUAUCUUGUGAAGCUGCAAUAACUACGACUACCGAACCGGCUCCUACAACUACGUCUAUCGCACCGGCUCCUACAACUACGUCUAUCGCACCGGCUUCGACAACAACGACAAGUCCCAACGAGCAAACAAAACCUCCAUAUUUGUUACUGAAAAUGUACAGAAGCAACAUGGCUUUCCCAAAUUUGCAGAUAAGACGCUACUAUGAUGGAAAGCGAAAGUUUGCAAGAAAACGAAUGUAUGGUCGCCUGUCUUUCAAACCGCGUUGCAGAUUUUAGUUCUCUAUAUACAGGACAAAUAAUUCCUUCUAAGCUUAGUUAAAAUACAAAAUGACUUAUAAGGGUACUUAUAUAUCUCUAUGUAUGACAUAGGAUCACCAAGCAAACCUAAUUAUAAUUUGAUCAUUGUAUGUUAUAAACUAUUCGCACACGCUUGAAUUUGAAAAGUAGUCUUGUAGUACGUAGUCUAUGUGAGUAUUUGUGUAACCUUAGCUUUGAGUAGAUAUUUUUUUCAACAAUAUUUGAAUGAAUAACAUAUAUAAUAAUCUCUGCCGUAAAGGUUCAGAAUGAAUAAAAAAUUUUCAACCAAUGUUACCUUAUCGAGCUUUUAGAAUCAAUGCCAUAUAUGAGGUAUUUUUUGUUACGCUUGAUUCGAAUGUCGGCUCAAGUACAUCGAGUCGUGUUUGAACCAAACACAUGCCCCGCCACGGAACAAAAUUUUGCGUAUUCAUGUAAACUAUGUAGAAGACUUGUGUUUGAUGUAUAUGGUAUUAGGAUUAGCAAUAGCAUAUCAAACUCAGCUUAUAGUCGUGGUAACACGUGGCGUCAUUCAAUCAAAUUUUGUAAUGUUUGUUACUUUGUAUAUGAUUUAUCUUUCAAAACGUUUUACACAAUCAAAUGACUGCACUUAUUACAGUAGUUGUACUCUUGGAAUAGAAAAUAGAAUUCA